Fraxinus pennsylvanica is the source of this 588-nucleotide messenger RNA. The record is from the annotation of a GenBank genome assembly. NCBI's taxonomy places the organism in Eukaryota, Viridiplantae, Streptophyta, Magnoliopsida, Lamiales, Oleaceae.
AUGCAAGCUAAUAAUGGUGUUGAGGCAGCUAUGAAGGAUAAUUUGACAAAAGCCCGUACUCCUGUCACCAAAGGCAAAGCAAAACUUACAAUGGCAGCUAUGAAGGAUAAUUUGACAAAAGCCCGUACUCUUGUCACCAAAGGCAAAGCAAAACUUACAAUGGGAAAAAAUGAUUUCUCUAAGGCCAUUGGGGCGGGAAAAGAAGUUUCGGUGAAUCCAUCUUCACUGGACGUUCCAAAGGAAAGUUGUGAGUCAAAUAUACCCGAUUCGGAAGAUGAGAUUAUGGAAAUUUUAAGAGGGUUUACCAAUCACAACCAUGAACUAUGCUGCAAGAAGCGAAGGACAGAUAAUUAUUCGAUGAGUUGGCUUACCGAGCGCGAAUCUCCAUCUCCUCCGCCACCAGAGUCUGUGCUUUUGGAACGACAUGAGAGACUUAGAAAGCUGUUACAGAAACAGAAAGAGGAGGUUAGCAAGGCGUUCCAAAUCGUAAGAGAGAAGGCUUUGGCACUUGAAUACCGGAAGGACUUUCGGAUUCGCUCCAUGUCUCCUGUUUUCAUAACCGAAUCAAAGGGGCCAAGUACACUCUAG